CAAGAUCGAUUCGACGACGGUAACCCCUUGCCUCGACGGAAUCUCGCUCGCGCUCACCAAGUCCGACGUUCGGCCGGAGACCAUCCGAAAUUAGGCUAGCGCAUCCCAUUAACCCUAGACUAGACGUCUCAGUCUCGCGGAGCAAAGUCGCCGUCCACAAUUCCCCACCCUCUACUCCCAUUGCGAUCCACGAAUUCACAUGAGCUUUGUUGCUGCUGAAUUUCCAAUGGCUCGGAAGGAUCUCCUCCGUCGCCGGCGGGCCUGCGACAAUGACCGCCUCAGCGCGCUCCCUGACGACCUGCUCCUACUUAUCCUGCGCCGUCUCGACAGCCGCACCGCACACGGCGCCGCGGUGCUCUCCAAGCGCUGGGCUCACCUCCCGCGGGAGCUCACCGCGCUGGAUCUCAAAGCGACCGACACACUGCCACAGCGCUACCGCCGAUGCCUCCUCCGCCGCCGCGAAGCCACGAGAUCGCUGCCACUAGCCCAGAAUGCCAGAAAGCUAGAGGAUAUCGCCGGGCGGUACCAGCGCCGCGCCAUGCGCUCCAUGGUCGCCUCUGUCCGGAGCCUCUUGGCCAGCGGACUUCACCGGCGUGUGAAUAGGCUAUCGCUCGAGAUCUUCGAAGACAACACCUUGGCCUGUAUCAACAGCCUUAUAGUGGACGCCGUUGAUUCCUGGGGCGUCCAGGAUCUCGUGGUCGUUGCCACGCCGACCGAGCGGACCGUGAACACGCCGCCGGCCUACGAUUUCCCCCAUGGUCGCACCAGCAGAAAGCCAGGCGAGUCUCGCCUGCAAAGCCUCAAGCUCGCCAAAUGCUUGCCCCCGCCGCUUGAGGGGUUCACCGCGCUCACCACGCUCGUCGUGCAAGAUUUGCCCAGAUCAACGCCGGCAGCCGUCUACCGGAGGGCGAUUGCCGCGUGCCCGCAGCUGCAAAUUCUGCACCUCAUCCGCUGCGGGUACAAAAGCAAGGCCUUUGCACUGAUACUCAACGCGCCCAUGUCAGGAAUCAGGGAGCUGCUCGUGGACGGCCCGUUGAUGCUAGUUGAGAUCCGCUCUCUCCCGAAGCUCCAGAGCCUCACUGUUCUGCACGCCACCCUGCUGUUGAGCUCCGCCGCCUCCCCUUGCAUCGAGCAUGCGAGCUUCGUCUUCUCCGUUGAUCAGCGGGAAGGUUCUUCUUUCCGGUACAACACGGAGCUGGAGACCAACUCUGCCAUCCUCAUGCGGUUCUUUCAAGCCGCCGUCGGCACGACGGACCUCGCCCUGCGGAUUGCUGGGCCAGGUAUGUGGAUCGCCCUGAAGAAUCCGGUCUGUCAAAUGGCCAACGUCAGGAGGCUGCUGAUUGCGGACGUGCCUUCCUCCUGGGACGUCUCGGGCUCAGGGCCCCACCUCCUCAUCGACGCUGCACCAUUCCUUGAGAGCAUUCACGUCCAUGUUCCCAAACCCGAGGAGGAGCCGUGCCGGAAGCCGCCGCGGCCGCCCUCGACCGCGCGCCGCCACCGCCAUCUGAAGGAGCUGGUGGUCAUCGGCUUUCAGGGAACAGAGAGGCAUCUUCACCUUGUAAGGUACGCGGUGGAAGCGUCCACGGCGCUGAGCCGUGUUGCUCUGUUCAAGCAUGGGCAUGUCAAGGAGAAGGGGCCCUGCGGCUGGGAGAUGGUAACUCUGCGAAGCAAGUGGAGCGACGAGGAGAAACGCGCCGUUCUGGAUAGAGUCUGCUGCCCCACGGCCCAAAUUGAAGUGGUUCUAGGUUGA
This is a messenger RNA of Triticum aestivum (bread wheat), 1750 nucleotides long. RefSeq lists its product as uncharacterized. The coding region runs from base 200 to 1750 and encodes 516 amino acids. NCBI's taxonomy places the organism in Eukaryota, Viridiplantae, Streptophyta, Magnoliopsida, Poales, Poaceae. The record is from RefSeq and is a predicted model, not a curated record. Gene Ontology annotation, molecular function: protein binding. The transcript has a single exon.